Messenger RNA from Closterium sp. Yama58-4, 3507 nucleotides. NCBI's taxonomy places the organism in Eukaryota, Viridiplantae, Streptophyta, Zygnematophyceae, Desmidiales, Closteriaceae. The record is from the annotation of a GenBank genome assembly.
AUGGCAUCUUAUCAACUAGCCAGAAUGGCUGCCGCAUCACCGUUCGAACUGCUCGCAGACGAUCUUCUCUCCAUCAUCCUCCAUCUCGUCACUCGGUCUGACGGUCAGUUCCAGCACGCACUUGUGUGCAAGAAAUGGCAUCGCAUCGCCCGUAGCGUGCACGAGCACAUCCAUCUUCGCGAAGAGCGUCGCAUGCGUCCUCGCGAGCUGCUCGCGCACCUCUCGUCAUUCCCAAGGCUCCGAAAGCUCGUCUUCGCCAACGGCAGCAUCACGUCCGUCCCUGACUCCCUCCUCUCGGGGAUCGCCGACACGUGUCCAAAUCUGACGGAACUCCACGUCGAUACCAUGGAUCGACGGUACAGACGCGGGGGUUUUACUGAGAACGGGCUUUCGUAUCUCUUUGGAAAGUGCACACGGCUGGAGGGGCUUCAUCUUGAUUGUCAGUCAAAUCUGACCGCUAUUCCCGUUUCAAUCGGCGGCCUUGCGUCACUCAAGAGCCUGCACAUCACCGACAGGGGGAGAAUUACUCUCCUUCCAAACGCGUUCACCUCGUUACAAGCACUCGCGCAUCUCGUGAUUGAAAUGCUCGCCCUGGAUGAACUGCCUCAGCACUUCGGCAAUCUGAGGCUGCUCAAGUCGCUCCGGCUGAAUAGAUGCACACGUCUCCGCUCCGUUCCCGAUUCUUUCGGGCAGCUUACCAACUUGACGCAUCUUUUCAUCAACGGCUGUGAGUUAGGGUUUCAUCUGCCCGAGUCCAUCUCCAACCUUUCAUCCCUGCUGACUCUCAAGAUUUCCAACUGCGAACACCUUUCGCCGCUGCCCGAGAGUUUGGGUAACCUGCCGGCGCUUGAAACCCUUCGUCUGGAGGCCGUGGGGGGAAUUACCAGCCUUCCCGCCAGUCUCGGGCAGCUGCAGCGGCUGCGGCUCCUUUCCGUAAUCUACUGUCGCGAUAUGGACUCUAUCCCUACCUCCCUUUCCCACCUGCCUUCUCUCACGGACCUUAUCCUCCUCAACCUUCACUUCCAGCAUCUGCCUGUCGAUCUCGCUCUUCUCCCACGCCUACGCACGCUCAGGCUAGACGUUGGGAUUGCCGUGCACCUGCAACCCUCCGAAUACCUUGCCACGACACUCAAGGACCUCACGCUUCAAAGGGCUGGAACUCUACAUUCUCUGCCCGAGGAAUUCGGGCAGCUGAUUGCUCUGGAGUCACUGUGCUUGGUUAAGCUUCCGCAGCUCAGCAGCCUGCCAGCAGCCCUUGGCAAUCUGACGAGCCUCAAGGAGCUGAAAAUAGACACAUGCAGCCGGUUGACUCAGCUUCCAGAGUCCCUCACUCUGCUUUCUUCCCUCGAGCUACUGGAAAUCAGUCACUGCAGCAAGCUGACGGAGCUACCGCAGGGCAUGGGGGAUGGUCUGCAUAGCCUGCGCGCACUGAUUCUCCUCGCGUGCACGGCUCUCACCCACCUCCCUUCAUCCUUUUCCAACCUCUCCUCCCUCGAAACCCUGAACAUCUGCCAUGCACAAAGCUUACUAGACGCGCUACCAGACUGGUUCUCCCACAUGACAAGCCUCAAGGACCUCUCUCUCUCCUCCCUGCCACACCUGCCCGCCCUGCCCGCCUCCCUCCCUGCCAUCGCCCGCACUCUCACCAGCCUCGUGGUCAUCAGAUGCACGCGAAUCGAGGCGCUGCCAGAGGAAAUCGGACGGCUGGGAUCGCUUGAAACACUCCAUCUCUGCGAUCUGCCCAAUUUGCAAUCGCUCCCUCGCUCACUGUGGCAGCUGCAGCGGUUGAACUCUCUGGAAUUGAGUUGCUGCAGCGCGCUGGAGUCGCUGUUUGGGGAUGAGGAGACGGAGGAUGCAUACACGGGAGCUGCCAGGCACGAGGUUGGGGGGAGAAUCACUCACCUCCACUUACCCUGUCACACCGGUAGCAGCAGUGCCGCUGGCAGCUGUGGGGGAUCCGAGGAGAGUGGCAAGAGACUGUUGCUGCCAUCCCUUGGCCACCUUAAGAUCGAGAAUCUUCCCCUGCAGCUGCUCGGUCCAUCGCUGGGCUGCUUCCUGUCGCUAACCAAGCUGGAAAUUCUGCAAGUGGAUCGGCUCCGCUCGCUCCCAGACUCCAUCUCUCUUCUCUCUCGCUUGCAGUCACUGGCGAUCAUGGUUGCCGAAAGCCUGGUAGCUCUGCCCGAGUCAAUAGGAAAGCUCUCAGCUCUCACAUCCCUCCACCUUGACUGUCUCCUGAGCUUGACUGCUCUGCCCGAGUCGUUCGGGCAGCUGAAGAGGCUUCAGUCUUUAGAAAUUCACAACAGCCCGGGCCUAACCAGGCUGCCCGAGUCCUUCCCUGAUAUCUGCCGGCUGGAGUCGUGUUCGUUGUCCGAUGUCAGCAUUUCGUGCCUUCCAGAUGACUUCUGGAAGCUCUCUGCUUUGAAGAAACUAACUUUACAGUCGCUGCUCGAGCUCUCCAGCCUGCCCAAAACUUUUUCGCAGCUGCCCGGACUGGAGGAAUUGAGCCUGUUCCAUUGCAUGCUGCUGGCUCAGUUACCCUCGGGCCUGCAGCAGAUGGGGAAGCUGCUGGCAUGCGUUGUCAGUAACUGCCCGCUGCUGUCGGUAGUAGGGAGGGUGGUCUUUCCACCGCUCUCCCUCUCCCCCAAUCUCCUCCUCCGCGCUCCCUUCCGCUCUGCCCUCUCCCGCGAUGACAUGUCAGCAGCCAUCUUCACCGGCUUCGCUUUCAACGCGCCAGGUGGUGCUGCUGAGGUGGCGACUCUCGGCGCCACGCUGUCAGUCGCCUUCGAUGAGCUGGCAUCCGACCUGGGCUUCGGAGCGAGACCCUGUGCGGACAGGAGUGGUACUGGUGGUGGGGGGGAUGGCACUGGUGCGGUUACCAAUGCGGCCGGCGGUGGUGCGGGCAGGAGUGGUGCCGGUGCUUCGGGCUGCAGUGGUGCUAUUAGUGCGGGCUGCAGUGGUGCUAUCAGUGUGGGCUGCAGUGGUGCUAUUAGUGUGGGCUGCAGUGGUGCUAUUAGUGUGGGCUGCAGAAGUGCUAUUAUGUGGGCUGCAGAAGUGCCCGUCGCGUGCGAGGCAGAGGUGCCAGUAGUGCGGGAGGUAAUGGUGGUGGAAGUGCAGGCGGGAAUGGUGCGGGUGGUGCGGGCUGCAGUGGUGCUAUUAGUGCGGGCUGCAGUGGUGCUAUUAAUGUGUGCAGGCAGGAAAAGUGCGGGUGGUGCGGGUGGUGGUGGCGCCUGUAAUGCGGGUGGCGGUAGAAUUGGCAGCAGGGGUGCUGGUAACACGGGUGGCAGUACGUGGGGUAAUGCGGGUGGCAGUGGUGGCAGUACUGUAGCCCGCAAUGGGGCGGGUGGCGAUGGUGCCUGUAGUGCCGGCGGCAGUGGUGACAGCGGUGGUGGUGGUGCCGGUUGUGGUGGUGGUGUGAGGUGCCAUAGCGGAUCGGGUGGCAGCACGGGAAGCAACUCGAGUGGUGAUGCACGGAGCAGUCACAGCUGUGGCGCGAGUGGCAGCAGCUGA